Rhizophagus irregularis DAOM 181602=DAOM 197198 is the source of this 2565-nucleotide messenger RNA. The record is from RefSeq and is a predicted model, not a curated record. Lineage: Eukaryota; Fungi; Glomeromycota; Glomeromycetes; Glomerales; Glomeraceae.
AUGGCAACUGAAUUUAGUAAAUCAAACAUCUCAGAUAAACAUACUAAAACAAUAAACACCAAAAAUUGUUCGUAUUGCAAUAAACCUUUUGCUGAAAAAUCAUGGUGUAAAGAAUGUAUUAAUUCUUUAGAAAAUUUAGUAGAAAAUGGCGAUAAAGAAGCAAUGCUUAAUUUAGCUGACUGUUAUAAAAAUGGAGAAGGAACAGAAAAGAACUUAGAAAAAGCCUUUCAUUGGUAUCAGAAAGCAGCAGAAAAAGACCAUGUUAAAGCAAUGUAUCAUUUAGCUGGUUGUUAUUAUUUUGGAAAAGGAAUAGAAAAGAACUUAGAAAAAGCCUUUCAUUGGUAUCAGAGGGCAGCAGAAAAAGACUAUGUUACAGCAAUGAAUAAUUUAGCCAAAUGUUAUAGAAAUGGAGAAGGGACAGAAAAGAAUUUAGAAAAAUCCUUUCAUUGGUAUCAGAAAGCAGCAGAAAAAGAUCAUGUUACAGCAAUGUAUAAUUUAGCCAUAUGUUUUGAUAAUGGAAAAGGAAUAGAAAAGAACUUAGAAAAAGCCUUUCAUUGGUAUCAGAAAGCAGCAGUAAAAGACCAUGUUAAAGCAAUGUAUCAUUUAGCCAGUUGUUAUUAUUUUGGAAAAGGAAUAGAAAAGAACUUAGAAAAAGCCUUUCAUUGGUAUCAGAAAGCAGCAGAAAAAGACCAUGUUACAGCAAUGUAUAAUUUAGCUAUAUGUUAUGAUAAUGGAAAAGGAAUAGAAAAGAACUUAGAAAAAGCCUUUCAUUGGUAUCAGAAAGCAGCAGAAAAAGACCAUGUUACAGCAAUGUAUAAUUUAGCUAUAUGUUAUGAUAAUGGAAAAGGAAUAGAAAAGAACUUAGAAAAAGCCUUUCAUUGGUAUCAGAAAGCAGCAGAAAAAGACCAUAUUACAGCAAUGUAUAAUUUAGCCAGUUGUUAUUAUUCUGGAGAAGGGACGGAAAAGAACUUAGAAAAAGCCUUUCAUUGGUAUCAGAAAGCAGUAGAAAAUGGUAAUAAAGAAGCAAUGUAUAAUAUAGCAAUAUGUUAUAAAAAUGGAAAAGGAACUGAAAAGAAUUUAGAAAAAGCUUUUCAUUGGUUUCAAAAAGCAGCAGAAAAUGGUGAUGUAAAAGCAAUGAAUAAUUUAGCCGCAUGUUGUGAAAAUGGAGAAGGAACAGAAAAAAAUUCAAAAGAAGCAUUUUAUUGGCAUCAAAAAGUACUAGAAGAAAGUAAUAAAGCAAGUUCUAAAGAUAAAGUUGAAUUAUGUAAUAAAUGCAAAAAACCACAUAUUGAUUACCCAUGCCAUCAAUGUAAUGAAUGUAAACAACCAUACAUUGAUUACCAGUGGUGCCAACAAUGUAACGUUAAACGAUUUCAACAAGAUUUUACAAAGUGGACUAGUGAAAAUGUAUUUAUUGAUAAAUUUAUUCAAGAGAUACAACUAAAUGCUAAAAAUAGUCAUGAAAUUUUAGAGUGGAUACCUUAUGAUAAAUUGUCAAGUAUUAAUUAUCAUGAUAAAGGAGGAUUUAGUGAAAUUCAUAAAGCUAUCUGGUCAGAUGGACCCAUUUUUAGUUGGAAUAAUGAUAAACAACAAUGGAAUAGACAGAUGAAUCAUGAAGUCAUUCUUAAAAUACUUAAUAAUUCAUCAAAUUUGAAUAGUAAAUUUCUUGAUGAGUGGAAAUAUCAUUAUAACUGUCAGAAAAUGUCAUUUUCAAAAUUUAUUCAAUUCUUUGGUUUUACCCAAGAUCCGAAUAAUUUAAAUCAUAUUAUAGUAAUGAGUUAUGCAAAAAAAGGAAAUUUGAGAAAAUGUUUAUCUGAUAUAAUUAAAUUUAAGUGGCAAGACAAGUUACAAUUAUUGAAAAAAAUUAUAUUAGGACUUAAAGUAAUUCAUGAGUCAAAUUUAACUCAUGGUGAUUUUCAUGAUGGUAAUAUUUUAAUGUCAGAUAAUGAGUCAUUUGUUAUAGAUUUAGGAUUAUAUAAACCUGUGAGUGAUUUGCAAGAUUCUGACAAUAGCGAAGUUAAUGAAAUUUAUGGAGUUUUACCUUAUAUGGCGCCUGAAAUAUUAAGAAAUAAACCCUAUACUACAGCAAGUGAUAUUUAUAGUUUUUCAAUGAUAAUGUGGGAAUUUAUAUCAGGCAUUCCUCCAUUUUAUGAUAGAGCACAUGAUCACCACCUUAUCUUAAGUGUUUGUGAAGGUGAACGUCCUGAAAUUUUUGAAAAUACUCCAAAAUGUUAUACAGAUUUAAUGAAAAAAUGUUGGGAUACAAAUCCUUCCAAUAGACCAACCAUAGCAAUACUUGAAAAUAUUGUAUCUGAGUGGAGUAGAUGUAUUAAUGAAUAUGAACAUUAUAAAAGAAACAGAGAUGGAAAUUAUGUUUAUAAUAUAUCUAAUAUUGAUAAUCAAUUAAAAAAUGAUAUGUUAGAAUUUGUAGAGGCAAACAAAGUUUUAGUACAAGAACAAGCAAAUACUUCUAUUAUACAAUCUCAUCCACAAGCAUAUUAUACAAGUCGCAAUGUUACUAAAGAAAUAGAAAAGUCUAAGAAUGUUAAUGAAAUUUUUGUUUAA